CACUCUCAUCUCAUCUACACCGAUAUGUGGAAACAAUGUUUGCUCCUCUACAUCCAUUAAAUUUUGGCAUUGGAGGGGACCAAACACAACAUGUACUCUGGCGCCUAUCUAAUGGCGAGUUGGACAACAUAAAGCCCAAGGUUGUCGUCUUACUCGUCGGUACCAAUAAUCACGGCCAUACUGCCGACAUGAUUGCCGACGGCAUCAUAGCUGUUGUCCAUCUCAUCCGAGACAAACAACCCCAAGCGCACAUCAUCGUUAUGUCGCUGCUGCCCCGUGGUCAUCUGGUAAAUCCUCUUCGUCAGCGCAACGCCCAUGUCAAUGAGUUGCUGGCCCAGAAGCUGACGUUGAUGACUCGGGUCCAGUUGGUCAAUACGGCACCGGAUUUUGUCUUGCCCGAUGGCACCAUCUCGCACUUGGACAUGUACGACUAUCUCCACCUGACGCCCAACGGCUACCGCAAAGUCUUCGAGCCUUUACACGACCUCCUCUUGCAACUGUUGGCCGAAUCCGACGAAGCGGAUGAGACCAAUAACGCCCAAUCGCUUCUUCACAAAGGACCUUGAUUCUUUUCUUCUUUUCACUCCUACACACACACACACACACUAGACUUUAGAUAUUCUACUAUCUCGCCUACACUCGACAGCAAUCAUGCAGCAGUUGCUGCCUCAACACACCGAAGAAAAUUAAAUAGACCAUUAUUUUUUUUUUGCCUAUUCUUGGCUAUUAAAUCAAAUCUCUUCUUUGAUGGUUCUCUUUAAGGUGCGAUAUUUGUUCCGCCUUUUUUUUUUUUCUCUGCCGAAUGAUUUGCUCUACUGUGUUAAAACUAAUACGUUUAAUUUGGCGCUGUGUCAUUGGUACGUGUGUGUAUCGCUCCAACAGAUUGCCUUUUUUUUGUUUUUUUUUUCCUUGUUGUUUCUUUUAUGGAAAUGCCGCACUGUGAAUGGACAUAUUAUAAAUAGAUCUCUAAUGAAGAGAU
Messenger RNA from Daphnia magna, 979 nucleotides. RefSeq names its product platelet-activating factor acetylhydrolase IB subunit alpha2-like. NCBI's taxonomy places the organism in Eukaryota, Metazoa, Arthropoda, Branchiopoda, Diplostraca, Daphniidae. The record is from RefSeq and is a predicted model, not a curated record.